Molecule: messenger RNA, 2463 nt
Organism: Stomoxys calcitrans (stable fly)
Lineage: Eukaryota; Metazoa; Arthropoda; Insecta; Diptera; Muscidae
Product: augmin complex subunit dgt5
Exons: 9
Coding region: 74-2164 (696 amino acids)
Source: RefSeq, a predicted model, not a curated record
AGAGAAGUCGAACGAAUCCAUUACCAGGAGAAACAAUUGAUUGAAUCCACUAUAAAUUACAAAAUAUGUGAAAAUGAAUUUUUGUCGGAAACAAGUGGAAAUAAAGGAAAUGCCUAUAGAAGACGAUGUUGAAUCAUUUCGAGUUUGGGCUACCAAACUUGGUUGUCCACCAGCAGACAUACCCGAUGAUGAUGCACUAAAAUCGCUUUUUAAGUCGCGACAAAGAGAUUUAUUUUGCAAUUUAAUGCGACGUGUUAGACCACGUCAAGAAGUAAAUGAAAUUAAGGAAAAUAUUCUUAUACAUAAAGCCGAGAAAAUAAAGGGACAAAUUAUUUCGGCUUGUGAACGCUCCUUUUUGCCACAAGAAAUGCAAAUCCAGCUUCAAUUGCAGGACUUAAGGAAGAGACACAGCGAAAUGUAUCAGCGCUUGGGCGAACGUAAAAAAGAAUAUGAAGCGCUGGCAGCUUCUAUAAAAACAAAAAAUAUUCAAACAGCCAAUUUGGGAAGCAAAAGUGACCAACUGGAAGCCAAGGUCUACGUGCUAGAUUUUAAAUCCAAAGCUUUGGAUAAACAACUGAAAAAGGAAGAGGAGAACAAGAAAAAAAUCAAAACAACAAUGCCUAUAACUUUGACUAAUGAAAAUAAAAGUGAACAUAAAGCAAAUGAAUCAGUGCUAAGGGCACUCAAAGAACUGCAAAAUUUUUAUACUUUGUGUGAACAAAACAACAACUAUCAAUUUGUGCAAACAGCCAAGACUAAGCUUUGGUCAAAUGUCCGACAAAUAUUUUCCAAUAUUCCCAAUUUUCUUAUUUUCAAUACUUUACUUCGACUAAAAGAAGAGCAAUUGCAACAUAUCAUGGCAUUGAAUAAGACCACACACAACGAAAACCAUCUAGGCGGCAGCAGCCGCAACCAUUUGACAAGUUUCGAAAUAAAUUUCAUGAAAACAAAAGCCAAUUUGCUGAGUGUUAUUGGCAAGUACCUGGCCGCUUAUCAGGAACACAAAAAUUUAGAAUUUAAAUUUUCCGAGGCCUAUGAGCAUUUUGAAGACAAACUCUUGGAGAAGGUUCAAAUAUUCAAUGCUGAUUUGGAAAUGGAGCAGAACGAGGAAACGUUGCGCAAUUAUGUGGUAGAAUAUAACUUUUUGAAUUUUAUCAGAGGCGAAAAUGAGUUUUUGACAAAACAAAUUGAGACAUUAAAAGCCGAAAUUGAACAUUCACAAAAAUAUUUGGAUAAUCAUGAGGUUCUUCUAGGCUCAAUCAAACAAGUCUAUAGCGAAAUAAGUACUUCUGUAAAUCGCAUACAGUACGAUAUGAUGCAACUGGCACAAAUCAAAGACAAAAUCAUUUAUUCGAAAAAUAUAAUGAAAUAUCAAUUGGACGAUUUGGAGGCAAUGGUGACCCACAACAACUCCAUUGUAAAAUCAAAUUUCAAACCAACAAAAUUAAAAAUCUCCAAUAGUAAUAACCAAUCCUUGUUGGGUGUUGACAGUUUCGAGAUGAGCCAUGACAAUGUGUUCUGUAGUACAAAAUUGGAUUUGGACUCCACCAUGAGCUCUUUAAACAACACCACAUUACAACGUAGUUUUGGGGGUGCAAACGAUGUGACAUUGAUGCCGCCGCAGGCACAGAAUACAAUUUUACCAUCUCACACCCUGGAAUUGACGACAUUUGGUGAAACACCAAUGCAGCAUCUGUCGUGUAUGGGCAAGGAAAGCUCAUUUCAUUUAUCACCCAAUCCAUUGAUAACUGAAUCCGUUGAACUUUCCUCCACGGUUCAGUUGGCCCCAGGCGUUUUACUCACACCAUUUGGUGCUUUGCAGGAAGUCCAAAAUCGUGUUUUGUGGGCGGACUUAAUUGCACAACAUUCAAAUGAUUUGAAAUUAAAUUUGGACACAUUUUUCGUUGACCCGCAACAAUUCCAAUCGAAAGCUAAGCAACAACAUGACCGCAUUAAUGAAAUUCUGGAUAAGAUCGAUGUGUGCUCUGUGAAUACCCUUCAAAAUCUACAAAAAUUAGCUACAUUUUAUGACUUCCUAAUUGAGAAUCCUUUGCGGCACUUCAUACCCCCUUCGAAGACAUUCAACAAUCAGACGUAUGCAGAUUAUGAAAGUGAAUUUGUUAUGUAUUUGCGCAUUGCCACCACUGGGAACUCCAUCAAGUGAUUGUGUAUUAUGAGUGUGUGUGUGUGUGUGUGUGUGUAUGUCUGUCAGUAUAAUUGUCUGUAUGAUGGUCAUGGUCGUGUCGUGCUAAUAUUCGUUCAGUUUUUUUUUUUUGUAUGAGAAAAGAUGAGGGGGCACAUUUAGGCUUAACUCUUAAUAAGAACAUUGGGUAAGUUUUUAAUUAAAUGUUUAUUGGAAAAUUACAAGAGAGAGAGAAAAAGGCACUCAUAGGUCAAUUAUUUUGAAGUGUUUUGAAAUUUUUAAUAAAAAAGAAACAAGCAAAAAUUGUUUGCAUUCUUUAA